AUGCAUCCUAUUAAUGUUGUUGCGUCGGCCAGAAUGUUGAUGUCAGUCAUCGGAAACUCAAAGACCCAAUUAGGAAGCGAGAUGGUUCCGUUCGGUUCGUUAUGGUGGAGUAUCUACGCAGGUGUCUCUUGUUUCCUCGUACUCUUCGCCGGAAUCAUGUCCGGUCUCACUUUAGGUCUUAUGUCUCUCGGUAUCGUCGAACUCGAAAUCCUCCAACGCAGUGGCACUCCAAAGGAGAAGAAACAAUCCGCUGCGAUUUUUCCAGUUGUUCAGAAACAGCAUCAGCUUUUAGUGACAUUGCUCUUGUUCAAUGCUCUUGCAAUGGAGGGUCUUCCUAUAUACUUGGACAAGAUAUUCAAUGAGUAUGUUGCUAUUAUUCUCUCGGUUACUUUCGUUCUAUUCGUUGGGGAGGUUAUUCCUCAAGCUAUAUGCUCAAGGUAUGGACUGGCAGUAGGAGCUAAUUUGGUUUGGCUUGUCCGCGUCUUAAUGGUUCUUUCGUAUCCGAUAUCUUUUCCAAUUGCAAAGAUGUUGGAUUGGGUAUUGGGACACGCGGAUCCUUUGUUUAGGCGGGCUCAGUUAAAAGCUCUUGUUUCCAUUCACGGCGAAGCGGCUGGAAAGGGAGGUGAACUUACACAUGAUGAGACCACAAUCAUUAGUGGAGCACUUGAUUUGACUGAGAAGACUGCUCGAGAAGCCAUGACGCCAAUUGAAUCAAUCUUUUCCUUGGAUGUAAACUCAAAGUUGGAUUGGGAAGCUAUGGAUAAGAUUCAAACACGAGGCCACAGCCGCGUUCCUGUCUACUCUGAGAAUCCAAAAAAUGUUGUCGGACUUCUCUUGGUGAAGAGUCUUCUUACAGUUCGCCCUGAAACAGAGACUCUUGUCAAUGCAGUUGGUAUACGUCGAAUGCCAAGGGUACCGGCUGAUAUGCCUUUGUAUGAUAUACUGAAUGAGUUUCAAAAAGGGAGCAGUCACAUGGCUGCAGUUGUGAAGGUUAAGGGGAAAAGCAAAGGUCCUCUUUCACCUUUGCUUGAAGAAAAGACUUACGAAAGUAAUGCCCCAAGUAAUAUCGACUCCGAGUUGACUUCACCUCUGUUACUAAAGCGAGAAGGAAACCAGGACAAUGUCAUUGUCGAUAUUGACAAGAUUAGUCGACAAUCUUUCUUACCAAACAGUGAGACGGGAAGACACGGGUUCUCGCAUACUUCAGAAGAGAUUGAGGAUGGUGAAGUUAUAGGUAUCAUCACGUUGGAAGAUGUGUUUGAAGAACUUUUGCAGGAAGAGAUUGUGGAUGAAACAGAUGAGUACGUAGACGUGCAUAAAAGGAUUCGGGUAGCGACUGUAGCAGCAGUGGCCAUUUCAUCAUUAGCGAGAACUCCUUCAAGCCGAAGGUUACUUGCUCAAAAGGGAACUGGAGUACCAAAAACGCCAAAGGCAUCUUCUACCCCCAAACAGGAUAAACCGAUCGCAACACAAUCUCUUCAGGGCAACAACAACUGA
This is a messenger RNA of Arabis nemorensis, 1497 nucleotides long. NCBI's taxonomy places the organism in Eukaryota, Viridiplantae, Streptophyta, Magnoliopsida, Brassicales, Brassicaceae. The record is from the annotation of a GenBank genome assembly.